Molecule: messenger RNA, 189 nt
Organism: Fusarium venenatum
Lineage: Eukaryota; Fungi; Ascomycota; Sordariomycetes; Hypocreales; Nectriaceae
Source: RefSeq, a predicted model, not a curated record
AUGACGAAGCAGAGUUUCAACUCCCCGCAAGAACAAGGCGACGAGAAAGGAGAGUAUGGAGGUGGUGGAAAAUUGGAGCAAGGGUCGGGUGGCUUGUGGUUGACUGCAAGCUGCAAGGAUUCGCAACGCGGCGUGGCGUGCUUUUCUGGAUGCUAUGAUGAUGGCCCUGGUCGUGGAGAGAGCAAUUGA